GCAGGACGGGCUCCAGCUGCUCAAGGACAUCAAAAGCACCUUCAUCAGGUGUGAGAACAUCAAAUUCCAGGAGCCCGAGAUGGUGCCCGUGGAUGUGGGGAAGAAAUUCCGGAAUUGUUUCCUGCAGGACGUGGUGAUGAGGAAGAUGGAAAAGGUCUUCAACAAAGUGCCCCAAGCCGACGUGACCCUGGACCCGGCCACCGCCCACCCUCGGCUCAGCCUGUCCCUGGACCGGCGCAGCGUCCGGCUGAGCGAGCGGCGCCAGGACCCCCCCGGGGGGAAUGGGGGGGGCAAUUCGGGAGCCCGGAACCCCCCCGGGGGGCCGGGCCGGGGCACUGGGGGGGACGUCGGCGGCGACCUGUGCGUGCUGGGAGCCCCCGGGUUCAGCGCCGGCCGCCACUACUGGGAGGUGGAGGUGGGCGGGCGCCGGGGCUGGGCCGUGGGGGCGGCGCGGGAGAGCGCCCGGCCCCGCCACAAAGGGGGGUCCGGGGGACCCCCGAAAAGGGAGAUCUGGGCCGUGGGCACCACGGGCAAGAAGUACCAGGCGCUGACGGCCACGGAGCAGACGGCGCUGGCGCCGGGGGAGCAGCCGCGGCGCUUCGGCGUCUACCUGGACUACGAGAGGGGGCAGCUCUGCUUCUACAACGCCGAGAGCAUGAGCCACAUCCACACCUUCCACAUCUGCUGCAGGGAGAGGGUGUUCCCCUUCUUCCGCAUCCUGGCCAAGGGCACCCGCAUCAAGAUCUGCACCUGACACGGAGGGGAGGGGAUGGGAUGGGAUGGGAGAGGCCCCCUCCUGAAAAACAGCCCCUCCUGGGACACCCCCAUCCCUGAAAACAUCCUCCUGUCCCUAAAAACAUCCCCUCCUGGGACACCCCCUGUCCCUAAAAACAUCCUCCUGUCCCUAAAAACAUCCCCUGAAAAAACAGCCCCCUCCUGGGACACCCCCCAUCCCUAAAAACAUCCUCCUGUCCCU
This is a messenger RNA of Corapipo altera (White-ruffed manakin), 976 nucleotides long. Its product is annotated as E3 ubiquitin-protein ligase TRIM41-like. Gene Ontology annotation, molecular function: protein binding. The transcript is spliced from 4 exons. Bases 80 to 754 code for a protein of 224 amino acids. The record is from RefSeq and is a predicted model, not a curated record. NCBI's taxonomy places the organism in Eukaryota, Metazoa, Chordata, Aves, Passeriformes, Pipridae.